AAUUUAGAAAACCUUAACUCUAUCUUCUUCACCUCCCACAUUUCUUCUACACAGAGCAACAAAAAAAAAAAAAAAAAAAAGCUUGGUUUGGUGCUGCCUUCCUCUUCCUCCUCCUGCUUCACCUCUUCUAAAGUUGCUGCCUUUGUCCUCCUUCUGGACCACCAUUUCCAUUGUUAUAUAUAUAUAUAUAUAUAUAUAUGUAUAUAUAUAAGGAGUGAGUGGCUAAGUUACAACGAGUCUCUAAUGUUACGCUUGGUUCAAAAUCUUCUGCGGAAAUCUGCACCCAAACCCCUUCCUGCACCCUCCAAUAAUCUUCCUCUUCAUCCUCAAUCGCACCACGAAACCCGAUUGCGGCGCCAUUUCUCGUAUUCGGCGGCUUCGAGUUCGAGCCCUAGCCUCUCCAUAUGGCGGCGGAAGAAGGAGAUGAGCAAGGAAGGUUUGAUCGUCGCCAAGGAGCUCAAGCGAAUCCGAUCGGACUCAUUUAAACUCGACCGCUUCAUACGCUCGCAUGUCUCCCGCUUACUCAAGUCCGAUCUCGUCUCUGUUCUUGUCGAGUUUCAGAGACAGAACGAGGUCUUUCUAUCCAUGAAGAUGUAUGACGAGGUGCGUAAAGAGAUUUGGUACCGACCAGACAUGUUCUUUUACCGAGAUAUGCUGAUGAUGCUUGCAAGAAACAAAAAGGUGAAUGAAGCAAUGAAGGUUUGGCAAGAUUUAAAGAGUGAAAACGUUGUGUUUGAUCAGCAUACAUAUGGGGACAUUGUUAGAGUGUUCCUAGACAAUGGAUUACCAUCAGAGGCAAUGUACAUAUACAAUGAGAUGACAUCUUCCCCUGACCCCCCACUCUCUCUACCAUUUCGAGUUAUUCUAAAGGGGCUCCUGCCUUACCCGGAAUUGAGAGAGAAAGUGAAAGAGGAUUUCUUGAGGAUUUUUCCGGGGAUGAUCGUGUAUGACCUACCUGAAGACUUGUUUGAUAGUCAUGACAGGAGUACAGAUAGUGAAGAAGAUGAGUAGAAGAAAGGAAUAUUUGAAUGUUUGAACUGAGAGAGUAUUAACUGCUCUAACCAUGUUAGCUGGAUUUAGUUUGUGAACAACUUGUAUAUAUAUUGAUUUCUGGAUUAAUGAAACACUUUACUGAUUUUCCCUUUAAAAAACCUUGCAUGAGUUUUUUUUUUCUGUACUAACCAACAUGUUCUUUCAUCUAAUUAAGAAAUAGAACUCAUCUCACUUUUAGACACAAGUUCAAUAUAUUAUGAUUGUCUAAGUUAUUUUAUUGAAGUAACAAGAGUAGGUUACAAGUGAAGCUUAUAACUUUGGGAAUGAAAAACAACAACAAUGGAAAGAAAAAAAGCAAAAA
This is a messenger RNA of Cannabis sativa, 1354 nucleotides long. Its product is annotated as pentatricopeptide repeat-containing protein At1g62350. Bases 244 to 1011 code for a protein of 255 amino acids. The transcript has 2 exons. The record is from RefSeq and is a predicted model, not a curated record. Lineage: Eukaryota; Viridiplantae; Streptophyta; Magnoliopsida; Rosales; Cannabaceae. Gene Ontology annotation, molecular function: protein binding.